UUGGUCGGCAGAUUCGACAAGAGCGAAGACGUCAUACUAAGUCAUUGAAGCUGAAUUAGGGUAAUCUAAAAAGUCUUUAAAAAACUGCCGAGAUUUCCAAAUAUCCUGUUCAUGACCCAUGCAGAGGUAGAAGCUAUAUUUGAACCACAUAAUGGCCAGCAAUAAGAGUCCACUGACUGAUAUCUCUAAAGAAGCCUGGAUGAACAGAUUACAAGGGCUACAUAUCACAAGAGGAGACAUGAACAAACUUGUCAUGAAUUAUUUAGUCACAGAAGGGUUCAAGGAGGCUGCAGAACGGUUCCAAUGUGAGUCCAGUACUAAACCCAUGACAGAUCUAGACACUCUGAAUGAGAGAAUACUAAUCAGAGAGGCAAUCCAAGAUGGCCACAUUGAAGAUGCUAUAGCAAAGGUCAAUGAACUUCAUCCAGAACUACUUGAUAAUGAUAGAUAUCUCUACUUUCAUUUACAGCAACAACAUCUGAUAGAGCUUAUACGUAACAAGGACUUAGAGGGCGCUCUAACAUAUGCACAGACGCAUCUAUCCGAGAGAGGAGAAGAGAGUAUGGACGUGUUACCAGAGCUAGAGAGAACGUUAGCAUUGCUUGCAUUUGAAGACCCAACAUGCUCACCAUUCUCUGAUCUUCUUCAUCCUUCACAAAGACAAAAGGUUGCAAGUGAAUUAAAUGCUGCCAUCUUAGAAGCAGAGAAUCGUGAAUCAACUCCUAAGCUGACCAACCUACUCAAACUAUUGCUCUGGUCACAGGAACAACUGGACGCUAAGAAGGUCAAGUUUCCAAAGCUUAAGAACCUCGCUUCCGGAGAAUUUGAGGAUCCGAAAUAAACUCUCUCUAAUCACUUAACCGUGGCAUUAUUUAUUCCAGAUGAAAUGAUGGGUACCUUCAGGUUGAAUGGCUGAAUUGAUCAGCACCGGUUCUUCAGAUUCGCAAUAAGUACAUUUUUCUCUGUUACAGACAAGAUUAUGAUGUCUCUGGAAUGAUUCUGUAUAAAUGAUUGUGUAGGCAAGUAAGCCCUUAUUCAGAGGGGAAAAUGAAAGAUUGUGUAUUUGACCAUGUGUUGCUAAAAGCAAUGAUUUUCAUGCUUUGCUUUUCGUAAGAAAAAUAUGCAUGCAUUUUAAUACACAUAUAACUGGUGCAGAGAUGAUGUAGAUUUCAUAGGAGUUAACUUUCCUUCUAUUUAUUGCUCAAUAAAUGGAUUUCACUUCAGGACUUUAUAUCAAAAUGCAAGUAAAAUGAUCGCCAAUUAUUGCAAA
Molecule: messenger RNA, 1270 nt
Organism: Strongylocentrotus purpuratus (purple sea urchin)
Lineage: Eukaryota; Metazoa; Echinodermata; Echinoidea; Camarodonta; Strongylocentrotidae
Gene: gid8
Product: glucose-induced degradation protein 8 homolog
Exons: 5
Coding region: 152-841 (229 amino acids)
Biological process (GO): positive regulation of canonical Wnt signaling pathway; proteasome-mediated ubiquitin-dependent protein catabolic process
Cellular component (GO): cytoplasm; nucleus
Molecular function (GO): protein binding
Source: RefSeq, a predicted model, not a curated record